This is a messenger RNA of Sipha flava (yellow sugarcane aphid), 301 nucleotides long. Its product is annotated as methylcrotonoyl-CoA carboxylase beta chain, mitochondrial-like. Bases 85 to 291 code for a protein of 68 amino acids. The transcript has 2 exons. Gene Ontology annotation, molecular function: methylcrotonoyl-CoA carboxylase activity. The record is from RefSeq and is a predicted model, not a curated record. Gene Ontology annotation, cellular component: methylcrotonoyl-CoA carboxylase complex; mitochondrion. Gene Ontology annotation, biological process: L-leucine catabolic process. NCBI's taxonomy places the organism in Eukaryota, Metazoa, Arthropoda, Insecta, Hemiptera, Aphididae.
ACUGGUGGUGGUUAUUUGAAAAAACAGGCAGACAUUUUUCCUGACAGAGAACAUUUUGGGAGAAUAUUUUUCAAUGAAGCUAUUAUGUCUUCAAAAAAUAUUACUCAAGUAGCCGUAGUGAUGGAGAGCUGUACGGCAGGCGCUGCUUACUUGCCUACUAUGGCUGAUGAGAAUGUAAUUGUGAGAAAUAUCGGAACAAUUUUUCUUGCUGGUCUUCCGUUAAUAAAGGCUGCGGCAGGAGAAGUCAUGUCUGCCGAGGAUUUAUGUGGUGCGAAACUUUAUUGCUCGUAAGACUUAUAUU